Messenger RNA from Castor canadensis (American beaver), 3009 nucleotides. The record is from RefSeq and is a predicted model, not a curated record. Lineage: Eukaryota; Metazoa; Chordata; Mammalia; Rodentia; Castoridae.
GAAACCGAGCUGCUCCUCUGUGUGAAGGACAUCAGUCACUUCUUAAUGCAAGACAUCGCCUUCCUGUCUGGUGGCCGAGGAAAGGACAAUGCUUGGAUCAUUACAUUUCCAGAAAACUGUAAUUUCAGAUGUAUACCAGAGGAAGUGAUAGCAAAAGUACUCACUUACUUGACAUCUAUUGCAAGGCAAAAUGGGUCUGACUGCCAGUUUACCAUUAUUCUGGAUCGAAGAUUGGACACAUGGUCUUCUCUCAAAAUCUCUCUCCAAAAAAUCUCAGCUUCUUUCCCUGGGAAUUUGCACUUAGUUUUGGUUUUACGUCCUACCAGUUUUCUUCAACGAACUUUCACAGACAUUGGAUUUCGAUUUAGUCAGGAGGAUUUCAUGCUCAAAUUACCAGUUGUUAUGCUGAGCUCAGUUAGUGAUUUGCUGGCAUACAUUGAUGACAAGCAAUUAACCCCUGAGUUAGGCGGCACCUUGCAGUACUGCCACAGUGAAUGGAUCAUCUUCAGAAAUGCUAUAGAAAAUUUUGCCCUCACAGUAAAAGAAAUGGCUCAGAUGUUGCAGUCCUUUGGAACUGAACUGGCUGAGACAGAGCUGCCAGAUGAUAUUCCUUCAAUAGAGGAAAUUUUAGCACUGCACACUGAAAAGUAUCAUCUGUUGAAGAAUGAUAUUACAGCUGUAACCAAAGAAGGCAGAGUUCUGCUAACGAGUCUGGAGAUGCCUGCCCCUGAAGGUGCUGUCAGCUCACGUCUUGACCAUCAUCAGCAAAUAAGUGGUGACUGGCAAACUGUUAAUAAAUUGCUGACUCAAGUGCGUGAUAUGGAAACAGCUUUUGAUGGAUUUUGGGAAAAACACCAGUUAAAGAUGGAGCAGUAUGUCCAACUAUGGAGGUUUGAGCAAGAUUUUCAAGAGCUUGUGACUCAAGUUGAAUGUUUAUUAAAUCAACAAGCGCAGUUGGGUGAUAUAACAGGGAAUAUAGGUCAAGUAAAACAAAAAAUAAAACAACUGGAAAAGUUAGAUGAAAAGUCUCAGGACCUAUUAACAAAAGCCCGGUAUGUGAUAUUGCAUGGUCACAGGCUUGCGGCAAAUCACCACUAUGCUCUUGAUUUAAUCUGCCAGAGAUGCAAUGAGCUACGUUACCUUUCUGAUAUUUUGGUUAAUGAGAUCAAAGCAAAACGGAUACAGCUCGGCAGGAUCUUCAAAAUGCAUAAAUUCCUGCAGCAGGCUCUACAGUGCUGUGAUGAAGGGGAAUGUCUUCUAGCUAAUCAAGAAGGAGACAAGUUUCAGUCUCAAGAAGGUGCUCAGAAAGCACUUCAAAACAUUGAAAAUUUUCUUGAAAUGGCUCUGCCCUUUAUACAUUAUGACAGCGAAACCCUACAGUGUGAAUUUGAUAUGCUUUUAUCUCCUGAACUCAAGAUUCAAAUGCAGACUGUACAACUCAAGCUUGAAAAUAUUCGCAGUAUAUUUGAGACCCAGCAGGCUGGUUUCAGGAACCUGACAGAUAAGCAUGAGAGGCCAAUGGAGUUUGUGGUACCAGCACCAGAAACUUUGAUGGGACCUGGAACAAUGCUUUUUUCACCCAAACAUGUGGGAGUUGGAUACUCUUUCAAGCAUGUAAACUUUUUUUCACAAGGGAAGAAGACUUGGAGACAAAAUCAGAGCAACUUAAAAACUGAAGGGUCGCAUGAUUGUCGGGAGAACAGAAGUUCUGGUCAACCUUCCAGUUUGAACAACGACAAUAGCUUGGAUAUUUUAAAGAACCAUGUCCUAAAUGAGCUGAUACAGACAGAGAGGGUCUAUGUUCGAGAGCUGUUUACUGUUUUGUUGGGCUAUAGAGCAGAGAUGGAUAAUCCAGAGAUGUUUGACCUUAUGCCACCUCUCCUGAGAAACAAAAAGGAUAUCCUCUUUGGAAAUAUGGCAGAAAUAUAUGAAUUCCAUAACAACAUUUUCAUGAGCAGCCUGGAAAAUUGUUCUGAUGCUCCAGAAAGAGUGGGACCUUGUUUCCUGGAAAGGAAGGAUGACUUUCAUAUGUAUGCAAAAUAUUGUCAGAAUAAGCCCAGAUCAGAGACAGUUUGGAAGAAGUAUUCAGAAUGUGCCUUUUUCCAGGAAUGUCAAAGAAAAUUAAAGCACAGACUUGGUUUGGAUUCCUAUUUACUCAAGCCAGUACAACGCAUCACUAAAUAUCAGUUACUUUUAAAGGAGCUAUUAAAAUAUAGCAAAGGCUGUGAAGGAUAUACUCAGUUAAAGGAGGCCCUGGACACAAUGCUGGAUUUAUUGAAGUCAGUUAAUGAUUCCAUGCAUCAGAUUUCAAUAAAUGGCUAUAUCGGAAACCUAAAUGAGCUGGGCAAGAUGAUAAUGCAAGGUGGAUUCAGUGUUUGGAUAGGGCACCGGAAAGGUGCUACAAAAAUGAAGGAUUUUGCUAGAUUCAAACCAAUGCAGCGACACCUUUUCUUAUAUGAAAAAGCUGUUGUUUUUUGUAAAAGGCGUGUUGAAACUGGAGAAGGCUCUGAUAGAUAUCCGUCAUACAGUUUUAAGCACUGUUGGAAAAUGGAUGAAGUUGGAAUCACAGAAUACGUCAAAGGUGAUAACCGCAAGUUUGAAAUCUGGUAUGGUGGGAAGGAAGAAGUUUAUAUUAUACAGGCUCCAAAUGUAGAUGUGAAGAUGUCGUGGUUAAAAGAAAUAAGAAAUAUUUUGUUGAAGCAACAAGAACUUAUGACAGUUAAAAAACGGAAGCAACAGAAUCAGUUAACAGAACAGGAUAAUCUUUCUCCUCAGCAGAAUGAUGAAAAGCAACAGGGAGCUCUUAUAAUUGUUGAGGAAACUGAAUCGGAACAUACCAAUGCUAUGGUGGAGGUCAGUGAGGCAGUCGUGUCAGUUCAGGCAGAAGUAAAUACAGUUUGGGGUGAGAUGUCAAAAUCUGCAGAAAUCUCUGAAGAGCCUGAGGAAUGGUCAAGCAACUGUGUCUACUCUACUUAUGAUGACAAUGAAGAAGAAGAUAGGCCCCUAAUG